Scatophagus argus is the source of this 8546-nucleotide messenger RNA. RefSeq names its product kinesin light chain 1a (gene klc1a). The record is from RefSeq and is a predicted model, not a curated record. Gene Ontology annotation, biological process: axo-dendritic transport. The transcript has 16 exons. Bases 2818 to 4749 code for a protein of 643 amino acids. Gene Ontology annotation, cellular component: kinesin complex; cytoplasm; membrane-bounded organelle. NCBI's taxonomy places the organism in Eukaryota, Metazoa, Chordata, Actinopteri, Scatophagidae. Gene Ontology annotation, molecular function: kinesin binding.
CGCCCCUCUGCUCUCCAGGGGCAGCUUGUUGUUGCCUCAGAGAUCCCACAGGUGUUGUGUGUUGACCUUUUUAUAGAGUUCUUAUAGAGUGCUGGUGGGAAAUGACGAUUGCGUGUUGUCUCAGCAGGUUUCGUGACGCUGCAGGUCGGGUGAGAGGUGCGCAGCGUUUGCACCAACGUACAGCCAGAGCACGAUGGCUGACAGGAGCUGUAGUUCAUGUGUAGCUCAUUUCAUAGCCCAGGCAGUACUGCAGUUCUGAAGUUGAAACCAGUAUUAAUGUUUGAGCGACCUGUAAUUAUUUAUAUUUGUGUUUUCCUGAUUCCUUAAAUUAGCUUAGGACACUGUUCCUGAAGCACCUUAGGCAUCUUUUGGCAUUUCUGUACUGUAUUUUUUUGUAAUUUAUUGCCUGAUGUAUGUGUCUGCGCUAAUAUAUCUGGCCAUACGAAUGACUUCGGAACAGUUGGUCAGGAUUAAACAAGUGAUUUUUGCUUUGAGGUUCUUGAAAUAUAUCAUGUAUUAAGAAACUUAAUGUAGAGCUACGAGUUUAACUCUUACUCAUUGGCAUCAAUGCAGCAGAUUUUCUGAAUAACCAGACAUCCUGCUCCCAUGUUGAAAUGGCUCUGUCAUAUGUGCCAAUCAGACAACCAGCUCUUUCAUAAUUGCUGAAUAGUGAAAUGAUACCAUCAACUAGAAGAAGUGACCAGUAGAGAGAUGCAGAAAUGCUACGUGUUCUAAUAAGGAAAUCAGAACGAGUUCUUUUUCAGCCUGGUUUGGUAACACGAUCCUGAGACCUGAAACUGAAUCUGUGGAGAGGCUGAAGCAAGUUAUAUAUCAGAGUCUGUUAAAGAACAACUCCAGUAUAUUCUCAGUGCUUUUGAGCCUUCAGGGUGCUACUGCUGUCUCUUUGGAUCACAGCAUCUUAAAUCACUUCAGUGAUUCGACUGAUAAAUUUAAUCUCCUGCCUGAGGUCGGCUCAUGGAAAUAAAAAAUGAUUGGUGUUCUUGUCAUGUGAAGACUCACCAGAAGUGAGCCUGCAACUCAUUUUGGGGGAUGACUCACAGUUUAACAGCAAAUUAAUUAACACCAAAGCAAUUUUCUGUGUUGGGUUAAUUUAGAAAAAGAAAUACUCAGAGUUCAGCUUCCUCUGGAUUAAUGUCAUGAUGUCCGCCAGACUCAGAAGACCAAAUCUGUGAGUUAUUAAUGCUGAUCUUACUUGUCAUUUCCUGUGUUUGUGCCAUGUGGGUUCAUGUGACUGCCUCGCUUGUUAACCCUUUUCUUCUGAAGCUAAUAGCCAAUACUGUAACGUGAUGGUUGAGUAUGAAUGGACUGAUAAUUCAGCAGCACUAAUCUUAUACAGGAAUAAUGACGUGAAAAACUGCAGCACGUGGGAGAUCAUAUGUGAUCCGUAAACAGACUACAAUCAGUGUUUUUAUAUUUACAGUGGAUCACAUGACUUGACCCUCCAGCUUCAUAGUUUUACAGGAUCUUUCAGCUUAUUGUUGUCUUUCUUGGCUGUAGUUUAUUGCUUUGUUUCACUCUCUCUGCUCUCAGCAGGCAGCUGGUUUCACCUUAAAAGCUCUGAUUAACUCACUUUCCAUGACCAGAUGGUAAACAGGCCAAGUUAGAGCCGGGCUGCUGAAGGAAGAGGAAUAUUUAGGAGUGAAACAACUGCUACUAAUGAUUAUUGUCAUUAUCAAUUAAUAUGCUGAUUAUCUUCAGAAUUAAUCAUUGGCGUUCUAGCAGUGAGAAAACCAAUGCAGCUGAAAGGAGAGACAGUAUUAGGCUUCAGUUUGUGGCACACGAUGAUGGGUUUAAGGUGUCAGUCUGAAGUUAGUGAUAUUAAUUAUAGUUGCACUGCAUUUUUCCAGUUCUCUUCUUUUGUGUGUCUUUAGUCCUCAGUGCUUAUUGCAGCUCCAUUUUAGACUUUUUUAAACAAAAAAUCCCAAAUAAUUCAAAGUGGGUGGUUCAACGCUGUUGUGUGGUUUGGGUUGGUUCCUUUUUUGUUUUCAGCUGCAGUAGACACAGCUGAUGUUGUCAGUUACCCUUCCCAGUUCUAGUUUUACCUGACCGACUGGCAUCAAUUUGUGUGCAGCAGAGCAGCAAAUGCAUAAUGUUUUCAUAUGCAGGUUACAGGCAGAACAUUGCUGGCCUUUGAGUCAUGGACAGAGAGCAUCGACACAUCGAUGAGUGUGUCCUCAGUGGUUGCAGAUGAGAAACUGUCCAGUAAAUGUAAUCUGUAGAGGCUCAGAGCGUCUCAGACUUUCUCUUUCUGUAAAUGUGGUUGUGAUUCACAGCUCUCAUCAGCUCACACAUGGCUGACUAACGCUGUUCUCCACAGUGCUUCUCCUCCAUCUUCAUGCGCGAAGCCAGAGCCAGCACUCGCUGUUCCUCUUCUUCACUGGUCCCAAACACAUCCACACCCCCUGCCUCCUUACCGCUGCAUUCGUCCUCAGCCUCCCUGUUGUCUCAUAUCACUGCCUUAACCUGCUUAUAUUGCAGCGUUCCCCCGGGCGCUCAGCUUCAACACAGCUAUUUACAUUUCAAAAGUUAACAUCAGAAAUAGUUUUCUCUGCCUUUCCCUGUGGGCCUUUGUGCUGUGAGACUCAUCUGAUGCCAGAAAUAAAAGAUUGUUGGAUCAGAAGAGGAAGAAAGGCUUGUGCUGUCACUUUCACUUCUGCGUUACGCAGCCUGCAGUGGUAGUUGUUCUGUGUCUUGUUCUUUGCACUUUGGGAUGUUUACACUGGUUGAAGAUUGACUUUGCUGUUGGGGAGUAAAGCAGUGAUACCCACAUUCACUGCAUGGCUUGUGGUUGAAAGGAUGCGUGAGGACAUGUCCACCAUGGUGUGCGUGAAGGAGGAGGAGGACCCUGGGGAGAAGCUGUCCCAGGAUGAGAUCAUCUCGCGGACCAAGCAGGUGAUCCAGGGCCUGGAAGCCCUGAAGCAGGAGCACCACUCCAUCCUGGAGGGCCUGCUGGGCACGCUGCGCUGCCUGAAGCAGGACGAGGAGGGCGUCCUGGUGGAGGAGAAGUCCCACAUGAUCCGCAAGUCCCUGGAGAUGCUGGAGCUCGGGCUGAGCGAAGCACAGGUGAUGAUGGCGCUGUCGAGCCACCUGAGCUCCGUGGAGUCGGAGAAGCAGAAGCUGCGGGCUCAGGUCCGCCGGCUGUGCCAGGAGAACCAGUGGCUGCGGGACGAGCUGGCCGGGACGCAGCAGAAACUGCAGAAGAGCGAGCAGAGUGUGGCUCAGCUGGAGGAGGAGAAGAAGCACCUGGAGUUCAUGAACCAGCUGAAGAAGUACGACGAGGACCUGUCUCCAUCUGAGGAGAAGGACUCUGACUCCAGUAAAGAGACUCUGGACGAUCUCUUCCCAGAUGAUCAGGAUGACCAAGCUCCAGGCAUCCAGCCGAGUCACGGCAGUGCUGCAGCAGCUGCUGCCCAGCAGGGCGGCUACGAGAUCCCAGCCCGUCUGAGGACCCUCCACAACCUGGUGAUCCAGUAUGCCUCUCAGGGCAGGUACGAGGUGGCUGUGCCCCUCUGCAAACAGGCCCUGGAAGACCUGGAGAAGACCUCUGGACACGACCACCCAGAUGUGGCCACCAUGCUCAAUAUCCUGGCCCUCGUUUACAGGGAUCAGAACAAAUACAAGGAGGCAGCCAACCUGCUGAACGAUGCUCUGGCCAUCAGGGAGAAGACUUUAGGCAGGGACCACCCAGCUGUUGCAGCCACCCUCAACAACCUGGCUGUCCUGUAUGGGAAGAGGGGGAAGUACAAGGAAGCAGAGCCUCUGUGCAAGAGAGCGCUGGAGAUCAGAGAGAAGGUGCUGGGCAAAGACCACCCAGAUGUGGCCAAGCAGCUGAACAACCUGGCCCUGCUGUGUCAGAACCAGGGCAAGUACGAGGAGGUGGAAUACUACUACAUGAGAGCGCUGGAGAUCUACCAGACCAAACUGGGCCCCGACGACCCCAACGUGGCCAAGACCAAGAACAACCUGGCAUCCUGUUACCUGAAACAGGGCAAGUUCAAGCAGGCUGAGACUCUGUACAAAGAAAUCCUCACCCGCGCCCACGAGAGGGAGUUCGGCUCAGUGGACGAUGAGAACAAACCGAUAUGGAUGCACGCCGAGGAGAGAGAGGAGCAAAGCAAAGGGAAGCAGAAGGACGGCUCACCCUUCGGAGAAUAUGGAGGCUGGUACAAAGCCUGUAAAGUCGACAGCCCCACAGUGACCACCACCCUGAAGAACCUGGGCGCCCUCUACAGGCGGCAGGGCAAGUUCGAGGCUGCCGAUACCCUGGAGGAAGCUGCCAUGCGGUCCAGAAAGCAGGGUCUGGACAAUGUGCAUAAGCAGCGCGUGGCAGAGGUUCUGAGCGAGCCAGAGGCCCGUGAGAAGCAGCGAAGCCGCGAGAGUUUGACCUCUGACACGGUGAAGUACGAGAGCGGGCCGGACGGUGGCGAGGAAGUGAGUAUGAGCGUGGAGUGGAACGGGGACGGCUCCGGCUCUCUGAAGAGGAGCGGCUCCUUCAGUAAACUGAGAGCGUCGAUCCGCCGCAGCAGCGAGAAACUCGUCCGCAAGCUGAAAGGCGGCGGCGGCUCGACCCGAGACAGCGAGCCCAAAAACCCCGGCAUGAAGCGAGCCAGCUCUCUCGGGGUUCUUAACAUGGCGGACAAGGCUGCGAGUGACCACUACCAAGAACGAAAUAAUCGUCUGAGAAAUAGCCGCGACCUGAGUGCCAGCCACACUGACCUGGCGCAUUGAAGGUUUUUUCAGCCAUGUCAGACUUGAAGGAUGAAUCGUGGUGAGGUCACAGAGGUCAUGAGGAUCCACUUCCUGUCCACAAGCCUCAGAGCCCUCCUCACUGUAAUAAACUGUGUGUGAAAGCAUCAUAUCUCCCACAUUAUACUUAACACCAAGUUUCAAAGUUUCAUUGCACUUUUGAAGGUUUGUGCUCUUAGAGCGGGGGUUUGUGGUGGAUUUUCUUUUAUCAAUACAUAUCGAGGAUCAAGAGGAACAUGAACAUACAGUGAUCUGCUCUACCUUUGUGAUUCGAGUGUGUAUAUCUUUCCUGUGUAUAUCCUUUUUGUACGUGCGUGUACUGUAUGUAAGUGUGUGCCGGUGUAAGCGACCGCCCUCCCAAAUCAGACGCAGAGUUCAGCUUUAGUUUUAUCAACACUGGUUCAGUUAAACUGUAGUGGGUGAAGCCAAAGAUCUACAAAGGUCAAGUCCACAUACAUUAAUUUCUUGUACCUUCUAUGUGGAAAUUCUGUUAGAAUUUGUGUUACAUUUGGGUGGACAUCUGGCUGUAAUUCAGCAUUAAUUUGCACCUGGUGAAUCCGUUUUGCUUCACUCGCUGAGGUUUAACUGAGGCACUGCAAGUGGCUCUGCCUCACCGGAAAAGUUUUAACAGCUUAAACUGCCACCUCUGCAGAGAAACUCGUCCAGCAAUGACGUCUGUUUGUAGGCUGACCCGGACGUUAGCUUAGCUCUGCGUUCACUCAGCAGAUUUCCAAUGGAAGUUCUGCAUUGGGUUUUCUGAUUAGUUUAGAAAAUACGUGCAAGAAAAUCCUCCCAAAUCAACAGGUUUUAUUUGACAAUAUUUGAACCAUGUGUAGUUAAUAUACAACUCUGAACAUGUUUCAUUUUCUGCUUUGAUUCACUAAACUUCCAUAUGUGUUGGGCACCUGCUGAGUGAAACCUUCUCAGAUGCUCCUCCUUUUCUUCUUCCUUUUCUUUGAAUUUUCCUGCCUUUGCCGAUUGUAGAUUUUGCUUUCGAUGUAUGAAGUUCUGUGUUUACAUUUGAGGUUUUUGUAAGUUAUGUUGUGCUCUGUAAAAGCUUUGAGAAUAGCAGAGCCGUCCUCCUGAACGUUGAGGUUUAGAAAUAACGAGGCAGGACGGUGACUUUUAUUGGCACAUGAAGGCCGACCAACUCGUUCUCAGGAUUGAGGCUGUAGUUUCACACACUGACUGCAAAGUUAACGCCACUCCACACUUUUACACAUUAAGGUCAUUUUCAUCGAUCGGAUGAAAUGUUACAGUUGUUUGUUUUGUUUUGUUUUUCCUUUUUUUAUUCAUGACAACACUUUACUAUGCCGGUAAAGUUGAACAAAUCCAACCAAAAAGCGCAAAUUAUGACUUAUUUAAAAAUUAUUAUUGAUGCUAUGUUAAAUAAGACGGUGUAUUUCUCCUAUGGGUAACUAGUUAGACAAAGUUUAAAUUUUACAUCACUGCAAUUCACUUCCAAACGUAAAAUCCAAAGUGCUGAUUAAAACUGGAACUGCUUUACCGACAGAAUACAGAAUAUGAUGUUGACUGAUUUUAUACAACAGCGUUAUUUAUGUGAAAAUAUUUUCAGUGUUUAAAAUCUGGCAAGCUUCUGUUAAUUUUUCUGGUUUUAGUUCACUGUGCGAAGAGCAGACUUCAGUUCUUUAAAGGGAAAUAUGAAAUCAUGUUAUUGUGAAAAGCUUCCAACAGAAAAGCCCUGAACUUACUGAUUUAAGUCUUUGCUAAAGAUUUUUGUACAUUUGAAAUGAAAAUGUGUGAUACUGGUGCAGAUAACAAUACCUGCAUUUCUUUACCAAUACUGAAAACAUAUGGUGUCAUACAUGAAUAAACCUAUUUUUAAAAACACUCAUUUUUCAAACCAAACCAAACCAAACAACAAUACAACAACAAGUGUCCAAAACUGGAGAAAUUAUUGAUUUAAGUUUAAUUUAAAUAUCUGAUUAUGGGGUUGGGCUGCAGCUAAAUCUUUUAUUUAAUCAAUAAUUUAGUCUAUAAGAUAUCAGAUAACACAAUUUCCCAACUCAUGAAUUCCUGUCUGAAUUGUUUGGUAAACCAGUUCAUGUUGUAAACGUGUCAGUCGUGAAGACUUUUCACUGGAAACAUCAGAUUUAAAAGAAGAAAUUCUUAUUCUGACUUACAUCAGAUAUUGUGACAUUUACGGUAUCAUAAUGUAAAUUGUUUUUCCCGCAAAAGUUUCAUAAGCUUUUAGUUUGAUUUUAGGGGUGUGCAAUAAUCUUUUGUUUGACUUUACUCUCCUUUGUUGAAAAACUCUUCACAUCUUACAGUCCUGAUUCUGAUUUGUAAAUCUGAUGAAAAUGAGUUCACAUCUGCGUGAAGGCUUUCAUUCCCUGACAUUAAACUGUAAAUCUCUGAGAAGAAUUUGUUCUCACUACCCAGAAAACAAACAUGCCCUGAAAUGUAAAUAUAAGCUGAACAGAUUUGAUAACUUGAAUAAUUUUUCCUCCUGUGCUGGCAAUAAUUUAAAGUUGUGGUGAUUUAUAAAAAUGUUAGAUAUCUCAUUUUGAUGAAUGAAAUUCUUUGAUGAUUUCACUGACGUUUUGUCGAGUGUGUCGAAGCUUCUUGUUGACUGUUGAUCAGUCUGCUUGUCAACCUGCUUUGCGCUCAUUUUUUAUGCUUUUUGUCUUCCUGUUCGAGAUUCCACAAAGUAAUGAGGCACAUAACGAAGUCUGAUGAGCUGGGCAGCAUUUUGAGCAACACCUUCAGCGACGGGCACCAAAGUGACAGUAAUUUAACGUUUUGAAGUCCUGAAUGUGCACCUAGAUGUUUUUUAUUGUUGAGGCGUUGUUUCGGUCACAGUUGCCCAAUGUCAGGUGAAAGUUGCUCAAAGUGUUGCCCCGUUGCACAGGACAAACUGCAGCAGCCUGAUGCUGCUGAUCACACAAAGGAAAGCUACAAAUUAUGAUCAGGUUUCAGUACAAAAGAAGCAAUUAUGAUAAAGUGAAUGUAAAUUUAAGGAUUUAUGGAAGUGCAGGCAACAAUGACAAGUUUUUGUUGACUUUAUGUUUGGUUUUUUAAAGUGGUGAAGGUUAAAGUCUCACAGUCCGCCCUUUCUUUUUGAUUUUUUAAUUAUGUUUUGUUUCUGGUUGUGGAACUUGUUGAUGGGUGGAGUGGAAAUGUGGAUGGUUUGGUGAAGUAUAUUAUCAGCUUGGAACAAACUUCUGACUGUAUUUAAAAAUGGGUAAUGUGAGAGCUCCCCAAAAGUGAGGCCAAGACUAAGAACAUUAACUCCAAUACUCAAGUUUAAUUCUGGGAGUUUUACUAGUCACAUGGCAGACAGUUACCAAGCAGUCAUCGCCAGUGAAUCUGAAUAAGUUAAUGGUUAGUUUUUCUGCAGAAUAAAUACUUUGCUUCCUCGUGUCCUGCUCCACAGUGUGUCCCGUCUCUCAGAUCCUUCUUACUUUUAUUAAAUACAAAAUUGAAUCUCAAGUUGCACAUAAACUCCCUCACAAACAGACUAAACUGUUUUUUAGUAUGUGUGUGAAAGCUGUAAUUAAUUGAAGACGUUAUGCUAACCACAAGGCCGCACUGUAGCCCCCCGUCAUACAAAUGAAACUAAUCCGUCCCCUGUGUGUCUCAGAAAGUUUUCCUGGGUGAGACUGGUUUUCCAUGAGACUACUUGUCCUCUGACUGCUGCUGUCUCAGACAUGCAGGCUGUCCUGCAGGCUGAGGCUGUGCUGCGUCCCCUUUUCACCCGAGCAGCAGGGAUGUUUGUUGUACAGCUUAACUGCAUUUGAAUUAAAAGGUCAAACUCG